AUGGCUAAAAAUUUGGUUUCGAAAAUUUUCUUAAGGGAUGAGACGCUGGGUAGACUUCUGAACCUGUCAUCGGCGACGAUUCAACGGAAUGCUGACCUCGAGAAUCGCUUAGCUGAACUCGAGGUCGAACUUGCGGUCUGGAAGCAAGCCCAUGCGACUGCUAUCGAAGGUGCAGACAGGGAGGCUAAGGCUCUCAAAGGGCGGUUGGCUUCUCUUAAUUCUCAGGUGGCGUCAAUGGAAACUUUCAUGAGCCAGAGUCUACUCGUCCUCUGCGUCAUUGAUGGGGAUGCUUGUAUAUUUAAUGACUUGCUCCUUAGGCAAGGUCACGAAGGUGGCCGCCAGGCCGCACAACAAUUGACGAGGGCAGUCGCAGAUUAUUUAACCAACGAGGAUGUUCAUGUUCUCGGUCGACUGUCAUUUUGGGUAACAAUUUACUUUAACAAGGCCAUACUGGCGAGUGUUCUUGAGCGACAUAAAUUAUGUAGCCCGGAGCAACUUGAUGCCUUCAUUAUGGGCUUUAGCCAGUCUUCGCCUAGGUUUGUCUUGGUUGAUGUCGGAUACGGCAAAGACGCCACCUUCACGAAAAUUACAGAAUAUCUACAAACAUACCUUCGCUUCCCUCAAACUCAGAGAAUUUUUUUUGCCGGUGGUCAGGAAAACACUUACGCUCCAACUAUUGCUGCGCUGCAAAAUGACGGACUUUUGGGAAAAGUCGCCUUCUUGGAGGCCUGCCGCGCGAGCCCUAACUACGCGCAGAAGCACCGUUUGCCAAUUCUGAAUGUGGACACAUUGUUUAUCAACCAGAGGCUUUCGCCACCAUUGAGGACUCCUCCACCAUUGAAUAUGAAUGGUCUCAGUCCCACACUGACAUCUGGUGGAUUACCAACACCGCACUCGCCGCCUAGUAUGAGUGCUUCUGCGAUAGGAAGGCUAGUGGACCCAACCUUGUGCCUAGACACUCGACAUUUUACCGCUUACACAGAUUCUCCCCCACCUUGUAAUGAAUUCUAUCUUAUGUCCUGCACUAAAGGCGGGGCAUGUAAAUAUUCGCAUGACUAUAUCCUGACGCCAGAUCAGUUGGCUACUCUUGCUGCUAACGCCAAAAAAGCUCCUUGUAAUUUUCUGAAAAAUGGUCUCCAGUGCCCAUACGGCGAACGGUGCUGCUGGGGUCACGUAUGUCCCAACGGUCCGAAGUGUUUCCACCUGAGUAAGGGCAAAUGCUGGUUCAAAGGCGUUCAUGUGUGGUUUUUUACAUGUUAUUGUAUGGAUCGGAUAUGGGUUAUUAUCUAUGCAUUCGGAACACCUGCUGGCUCCAACAGUCUAGAACAUUUGCAUUUGUCCGAGUAUGGCAUGACCCCAAAAACCCAUGCCAAGACCUCCGAUACUCAUCACAAGUCUGCGUUCAGCUGCCACCAGAUGUUUAAUGGAGACGUUGAAACGUUGAUCCUUGGUCUGGUUCAAACAGCUCUUCAAUGA
This is a messenger RNA of Suillus bovinus, 1476 nucleotides long. RefSeq lists its product as uncharacterized. Bases 1 to 1476 code for a protein of 491 amino acids. Lineage: Eukaryota; Fungi; Basidiomycota; Agaricomycetes; Boletales; Suillaceae. Gene Ontology annotation, molecular function: metal ion binding. The transcript is spliced from 9 exons. The record is from RefSeq and is a predicted model, not a curated record.